This is a messenger RNA of Gordionus sp. m RMFG-2023, 6267 nucleotides long. RefSeq lists its product as uncharacterized. Gene Ontology annotation, molecular function: tRNA binding. Gene Ontology annotation, cellular component: elongator holoenzyme complex; cytosol. Bases 12 to 5891 code for a protein of 1959 amino acids. Gene Ontology annotation, biological process: tRNA wobble base 5-methoxycarbonylmethyl-2-thiouridinylation. Lineage: Eukaryota; Metazoa; Nematomorpha; Gordioida; Chordodea; Parachordodidae. The transcript has 17 exons. The record is from RefSeq and is a predicted model, not a curated record.
UUUUCAUUCAGAUGUAUAAUUUUAAGCUAAUACAAUUGCUAGAGAGUAAUAAAAAUUCAAGCUUAACCGGUUUCUGCUUCAAUUCAAUAAUUGGAAAAGUUUUUUUAUUAGGAAGCAGAAAAUUAUACAUAUUAAAUAAAGACAAUCCAAAUAUUCAGGAAAAUGCAAUAGAAUUGAUAAGAUUUCAGGAUGCCUUGGAUUUUUCAAAAUCUGAAAUAAAUUUGUUAUCAUUUGAUUUUAUCUUUAAUUAUGAUUCAUUAUGCCUAAUUUAUGGUGGAGAAAUAUCAAAAAUAUACAUGAUUUCUGGUUACAUUUAUAGAAACCAUAGUUUAAAAUGUGUUAAGGAUUUUGAGAGUUAUAAUAUCACUGCUUCAUCAUGGAGCUUGGAUCAAGAAAUUAUAAUAUUGACCACUAAUAAAGAUGAAAUAUUGGUAUUAAAUUCAGAAUUUGAUAUAAUUAAACAAAUGAUAUUAAACCCUUCAAAUAUAGGAGCAAAUGAACAUGUGUCAUUAGGAUGGGGAAGUAUGACAACUCAAUUUAAGGGCUCUGCUAUUACUAAGAAGAAUCUUAAAGCAACUGCCAAUACUUAUGACAAAUUGGAAAGUAACUCAUCAUGUAUAAUUUUUAAUGAGCAUGAAAAUAAAGUACAAAAUCCUACAUGCAAAACUAAUGAUUUUAAAGAAUUCAAAAAUCCUUAUAUAUCGUGGAAUGUUCAAGAAAAUCGAUUUUUUGCUAUCAGCACUUUUGAUAUAAGUCAUAAAGGUAACAAAGAUAGUGAUGUUAACGGGAUCAGAAAAAUAAGAAUAUAUGAUAGAAACAAUGAAUGGAAUAUACAUACUACAGUGGAGUAUACACAAAAUUUGAUGAGGCCCAUAUGUUGGCGGCCCGAUUAUAGCGACCUAUUAACAACUAUAUCCAAACCGGAAACACCCUAUUUUAACUUGACAUUUUUUGAAAAUAAUGGCCUAAAACUCGGGGGGUUUGAUUUAAAUCAAUACCGAUCAUGCGAAUUUAAUUUUUUAAAUGGCGCUGAAACAACAUACAAUUCUGUUGAUAAAGGUGAUGCUAUCAGAGAAACUGGCGAAAUUAUUCUUAAAAUUGGGUGGAACGUUUGUAAAUAUUCGGGUCAAGAUCCCAUCGUAUUAGCUAUCCUGAUUGCCACUGAGAUGAAUCUCGUGAAAACUGAUGGAUUAGCACCUAACGGCGAAAUAUUAUGUGGAGAAAAUAGAGAAAGGGAAAAUGAAGGAGGAUAUAGCGAUACGAGAAUCGAAUUAUGGACCAGCAAAAAUUAUCACUGGUAUUUGAAGGGUGUACUUAGUCGCAAAUACGAUACAACCGUACCUAUCAAAGGUGAUGAUAAAAUUGAUUACAUACGCGAUUUCAUAUGGGACACUGAGGAACCGCUUAGAAUACAUACCAUAACUCGGCAAGGCAUCUACAGCAGUUACACAUGGGCCAGUCAUUUCGAUGUUCAUUAUUCUAGCGUCUGCGAUAACAAGGGGCUAGAGUCGGAAGUGAUUAACAUGUUAGUGAUAGAGGGUUGCAAAUUAUUGGUCACCCCUAUCAAUUACAUGAUCAUGCCGCUCCCGUAUUACGCUUACUCCUUGGAUUUCGAUGCCCCAAUCAAUUACAUCACUUAUAUGGACCCACAAAAUAACCACAACGUAUGCGAAGUGGUUGCUAAAAAUUUUACAGAAAGGUCUAUUUGCUCUAAUUUGUUAUUCGUUUUUCUCGUCGAUUCUACGUUCCAAAUCUUUCGCCUUGUGUCACGUGAGACCUACGAUAACGAAACGUUACUACUCUCUGAACAGAUGACUAUAUCUCCCCAAGCCAAGACGAAUUUGCUCAGAAACAAUGUCCCCAUGUACAUACCUCAUGUAAAAGUAUGCUCAAUUAAUAGUAUAGGUUCUGCGAUAUAUUCCGUCUCUAAUAUCUUAGCCCGGUAUCGAAAUCAAAAUGAUUUCGAUCGUGAGAAAGAUACCCAAAAUAUCACGUCACCCUUGAAUAUUUAUCAUUCUCUUCUUUUGCCAAAUUUUUACCGACGAGGCAAAGAUAAUCCGAUCCGCCUUGCGUUCGUCUACGUUUCCUCUAUAUACGUUUUGAAUAUUUCUGACGAUCGGAAUCAUGAUGAUGGGUCACAUCUUUCGAUCGAAUUCAUUGGGAAAAUAAAUGACGAAAAUAUCAUAGCUGGAAUACAUUGGGUAUAUGAUCCUACGAAGACGCCCGAAUUUCUCUUCGUAAUUCAGGAUGGAACCGGAAAUUUGAGCAAAUUUUAUCACAAAUUUGUUGACAACGUCGUCGUUAAACAUACAGUGAUUGAAAAUGGGGAGGAUAUUUCCGUACAUGACAGAAGGACACUUUCAAAAUUUCCAAGGUUAUGCGAAUCUUUUUCCGUUGUGGACUCUAACGGGAAAUGCUUGGGGUUAAGUCAGAAGACGAAAAGUCUGUAUUUCGAUUCCCAUGAUAAGCUAGCUACGCAGAAACCCGUAGCCUCUCAGGUGGAUUCUUAUCUCGUUUUAAAGAACUCGAUAACAUUGGAGAGUGAGCAAUAUUGUGAAUCAAAAAACUUUCAAGAUGACACACAUUUGGGAAAACAAUCGAAGCAAGAUAAUGGGAAAUUAGGGUCAUUUUGGCUCUAUUUCACCCGACAUCAAGGUUUGAUUAAUGAAUUGCAUAGCAGCUUGUUAAGCCUUGGUGACGGUCAACUUUGUAAAAGUAAAAAUGGUUUCGAAAAUUCUAAAGAUUACCGAACAGUAUCUAAUCAUGUGCGUAAAAGCAUAGAAGCUCAUUCCACGCUUGUUUGCAUUGCUAAAGAAUCGAGUAGGAUUCUGCUAUUGGCUCCUAGGGGUAAUUUUGAAGUGGUGUAUUCGAAGUCUUUAUUAAUCGAUGAAAUAGAGUGCCUGCUUGCUAAAUUUCCGGUCCCCCUCUUUCGCCAAGCCUUCGAACGCGCAAAAAAACACCGAUUACCAUAUGAUCUCCUAUUAACCUCCAUACUCACUAAAUACGAAGGUCACUAUAGAAACACGACAGAUAUCGAACAUCGCCAUUUAAACCAUCUAAAAAAUAUGGUAACUGGUAUAGGUGGCGCUGAAGGGAAAAACGAUAACGAUUUGAGCCUGCUUUUGGCUAAUCUCACAUUCCAAAAAUUACCCAAUUCACGCUUUCAUGGCGAUCAUCCCGCCCACGUUAACAUGGAUGAUUAUAAAAACGAGUUUUAUUCUUCGGUGAUUGACGUUAUUACCCAAAGGAGGGAAGCGAUAUCUCGUGAUUCGAAUUUGAAUGAGACGAAAUGGACGACAAUUCCUCCAUAUUUUCUAUCGUUCCUGACCUCUUGCGCUAAAAAACAACCGCCAGAUUUUAAAACCCCUCUUAAAUACUUGAAUAAAUUUUCAUCUUUGGACAGUGUUUCUAGCAGUCUAAAUCUUUCUUCCAAAGGAGUAUCUCACUUACUAUACUUUACGGACCCUGACACAUUGUACAAAUUGGCUCUUGCAACUUAUGACCCCUGUCUUCCCACCUUAGUUUCGAAAUACUUAGCCAUCAUUAAUCCAGAUAACACUCGGUUCAAGCCAACAAAUUUUAGUUCGGAAGAUCAAGAAGGAAAUCCUUACAAUCCCGAAACAUUGAAUGAACGCGGAGAAUCGAAAGCGUCUAAUAUCGUUGACAAUGCUUUUUACCGUAACAGCGUGAUUGACACAACCUUGGAAAGAAAGGAAAGAGCCUUGGCUAACGUUAUGCUUUCUGCUUUAUAUCGAUUAGCCAAAAUUUAUCAAAAAUAUUUUGCCGAACAAAUCGAAACAUUAAAUUUUAACAAUAUAGAUACUGAUUUCUUUUACGAAAAUCCUAUAAAUUCCUUGACCCUCCUAACUCCCGGCUCGGAAUCAAUUUUCGACAUUUUGUUGGCUGAACAAGCAGAAAAUGACCCUGAACCAGUAAAAUUUGUGACGAAAUUUGUUCUAGACAACUUUAGUAGCCAAUUUUUAUCAAGGAAGUUGGGCGUUAAGGAAGUUUUGAGAAUUUUUUUCUGGGAAAAACUUUGUUCUUUGGCGGUGUUAAGCGAGAAACCUAAGCUCAAUCAAGCUCAAAUACUCCAUUAUUCGCUUUGUUCAUUGGUUACUUUUAAAGAUCCCACCACUAACGCCAAAAUAAUCGGUUUAGAAAAAACGAUCAGUGGACGAGACGAAAAUGUUCAUCUUAAAAUUUCCGCAAGAAAAUUGGCCGAGAAUCUUCUUUACAAGAGCGGGGAUUGGUUUGGAGCCGAAUGCUUAGCGAUAUCCUCUCAUUGUGGCAAAUUUCAAAAAAACUCUAAUCAUGAAGAUAUGAAACUCAUAAUUGACUCUUAUCUGCAAAACAAACGGGACACCGAGGGAUUGUUAAAACUCUGCGAUAUACUUUUAUUGAAAUUCCGUUCGCCCUUGAAAUGUUUAAACCUUCUAGCACCAUCUCUGUCAUCUACCAUGGAAGAAAAACGCGAAUUUACUUACGAGAUAGGUAUUUGGAACAAAAUCUUUUGGCUAAUAUUAGCCCUUAGAUCCAUCAGCCCUACAUACGAAAAACGUUACGAUCAUUUAAAUACUGGUAGCGAUAAUACGGAAGAAGAACGCGAUGGGACUUUGUUUUCUUAUAGGAAGUAUUUGAACAUUCUCUGCGAUGCCGUUAUAAAUAGAUGUACCUCUCAGAAAGAUCUAACUCAUAAAAUAUUUAAGUCAUCGAACCAGCAUGUGCCAUCUUUACCUGACGAGAUAUCGGCGUUAGAAAAACGUUUUAAAACCCUACUUCAACGCCUCAAAAUCGUGAUGGGAAACAAAUUGUUAUCCAUUCCCGUGUUGGAAAAUAAUAAAGAUGACAUGUCUACGCCGUUUGACGACCUUUCUUCCACCACAUCUUCCACUAUAUCAACAAUGAGUAGUAACUCUAAGAAUUCGAAGAUGGGCUUUGUAAGUAAGGAAUUCAGCAACAAAACCUUUGAUAAUAAACCUAUGUGGGAAAUGUUGGAAGAAAGUGGCGGUAUGAUUAAGCCCCCUUCUAAAUAUUCGACGGCAUCCUCUGUCAAAUCAUCCCAACAAAAAAAAUCAACCUCCCAUAUAGCUAUCACAUCAUAUAACAUACCAAAGUUCGUCAAAAGAGCAACACUUCAGCCAGAUUCAGCAUUCGAGCAUGUAGCUCUUGUUCGCGAACUUUUAAGAAUAAGUUCACUCUUUAGAAACAGAAUCAAAGAUCAGAGUUCUCUGUUUCAUAUGGAAAUAAACGAGCUAGCUAGAACGAUUAAGCUAAUCAUUGAAGUCACGGACUAUUGUUACAUUGGCGAUGAGAACGAUGGAAACCCCAUAGAAGAUCAUAAGCCGCUCCAUAAAGAACCAAGCUUAUUAAAAGAUUCGGAAUUAAACACAUUAACUCGACCAUCGCUUAAAUCAUUGAAUAUUAGGCAUUCAUAUAGCGAUCAAAAAGCCUGCCAUCUUAAUAGUAGUUUGACAAAUUUGGGUAAAACACACCUCGAUGCACAGCUAGGAGUCAUAACUAAUGGUUUCCAAAAUAAUUUAUGGUACAUUCUAACCCUAGAUGGCGCCUUGGACUUGGAUAAAAAGGAUGCGCGAAUUAAUGAUAAUCAACAAAUAAGCAUUUAUGACCCCAUUUUACGAUUGUUGAAUUUUGUAAAAGCAUCUGACAUUAUAAAUGAUGAUCAAAAUUUAAUAUUUCCUGACUCGAAUAUUACAAAAAGCGGUUUUCGAAAACGUACAAUACACGAUCACGUGAAAACUAAUCGUUUAGAUAAUUAUGAUAUAGGAAAUGACAAUAGAUUAAAUUAUUCGGCUUUCGAUAAAGCUAGACAGCAAAUGCUCUAUAUAUUUAAAACAGAAUAUUUGGAAUUAUGGUCACAAAAAAUGCAAUAAAAAAAUUUUUUUUGAAAUUAAUUAUUUUUUUGAUUGAAUAUUUUGAUCCCAAAAAUAAUUUUAAAAAAAUCAAAAUUUCUGGUGAUAAAGAAUUUUCAAAAACAAAUAAUAUAUUAAUAAAUUAGCCCUUAAAAGAAAUUUUAUAAAAAUUUGAUAAUUUUAUAUUAAACAAGUUGAAACGCCUUUCAACGCUCAUUUCUACAAACAAUUUUGAAGAGUAAUAUCGAAGCGCGCAUGCGCUCUAAUACACACCGCAUGAUAUUUAGUUAUCAAAAAUAAAUAGUAAAUAAUACUGAAGAAAAAAAAACUAAAAUAAAACAUAUCUAUUGACUUGAAAUAUUAUUAUUAUUUUGCAAUGAUUUGGUCAAAAAUAUGU